ACAAACAACAACAACAGCCCCUCGUCCCUGCAGCGCCUCGACCACCACCAACCCUCACAUUAACACCACUCAGACAGUAACUCUGCUGAACAUCCAGGAAUCUGACCUUUCUCCCACCCGAGUCACAUCUGGACUCCUGGCCGUCCCGGAACGCUGGUGCUCGGCUGCAGCCCGGUUGCGGCUAACCGUCACCCAGGCUAACCGAGGCUAACCUUCAGGGAGACUUCUCCACGGGCCGAGGCGCGUUUCUGUCUUCCUGCGGAGGAGCCGGUGCUUGGAGCAGCAGCCUCCCCGUCAGGAGUGGUGGAGGAGGUAUGACUGCGUUGGCGGGGUCAAUAUCCAUGAUGAUGCGACCCACGCUGGCUCAGAACUACCCCCGCAGCGGCUUCCCACUGGAAGUGUCCACUCCACUGGGUCAAGGCCGAGUCAACCAGCUCGGAGGGGUGUUCAUCAAUGGAAGGCCUCUGCCCAACCACAUCCGACAUAAGAUCGUGGAGAUGGCCCACCACGGCAUCAGGCCGUGCGUCAUCUCCCGGCAGCUCCGGGUUUCCCACGGCUGCGUGUCCAAAAUCCUGUGUCGGUACCAGGAGACGGGCUCCAUCAGACCCGGGGCCAUAGGAGGCAGCAAGCCCAAGCAGGGAACAACACCGGACGUGGACAAGAGAAUCGAGGAUUACAAGCGGGAAAACCCGGGUAUGUUUAGCUGGGAGAUUCGGGAUAAAUUACUGAAGGAUGGGAUAUGUGACCGCAACAACGUGCCUUCAGUGAGCUCAAUCAGUCGCAUCAUGCGGAGUAAGUUUGGGGUUAAAGGCGAUGAGGAGGAGGAUGAGGAUGAGAUCGAGAGGAAGGAGUUGGAGGACCACGACCGCAGGGCCAAACACAGCAUCGAAGGCAUCCUGGGAGACAGAUCGAGUCACUCAGACGAGGGUUCGGACGUGGAGUCGGAGCCUGAUCUGCCACUGAAGAGGAAGCAGCGGCGCAGUCGGACCACCUUCACCGCAGAGCAGCUGGAGGAGCUGGAGAGGGCCUUCGAGAGGACACACUACCCCGACAUCUACACCAGGGAGGAGCUCGCCCAGAGGGCCAAGCUCACAGAGGCCAGAGUGCAGGUGUGGUUCAGCAACAGGCGGGCAAGAUGGAGGAAGCAGGCAGGAGCCAAUCAACUGAUGGCAUUUAAUCACCUGAUCCCAGGGGGUUUCCCUCCUUCAGCCAUGUCCAGUAUCCCUCCCUACCAGCUCUCUGACAGCCCCUAUCCCGCCUCAUCUAUAGCACAAGAGCCGCCCAGCACGGUGCAUCGGCCACAGCCUCUGCCUCCCUCCUCGGGCCACCAGGCCUCUGGACCCGGAGGACAGGGGGACGGAGGCUCUGCCUACUGCCUCGCCUCAGGACGCCACUCCUUCUCAGGCUACUCCGACAGCUAUGUGGGCCCCGGAGGUCCGGCCAAUCCCAUGAACCCCUCCUUAGGAAAUGGCCUUUCUCCACAGGUGAUGGGUCUGCUGAACCCAGGCGGCGUGCCACAUCAGCCCCAAAGUGACUACGCCAUCUCACCUCUGACCGGCGGCCUCGAGCCCCCUGCCGGCAUGUCUGCCAGCUGCAGCCAGCGCAUGGACCACAUCAAGGGCCUGGAGGGUCUAACCAGCGUUCCGUCCAUGUCCGCUCUGCCCUCCCUGCCCAGCUCCCAGUCCUACUGCCCCCCCUCCUACAGCUCACCGGGCUACACUGUCGACCACGUCGCGUCCUACCAGUAUGGCCAGUACGGACAAAGUAAGGUGCCCUUCCUUAUCUGAGGCCUGAGAUCACCUGAUCAGAAGCUUCGGACAUUUGUGUGUACAGCCAUGGAAGCCAUGAAUAAAUCUGGACCAAACUUUUUACUGCCAUUUACCAAGACUUUGUUCUCCACUGUUGGACUUUGCAUGAUUAAUUCCCGGUGGAGAAAUGGACAAAGACAAAAAAGCAAAGAAGGGACCACAAGAUGGAAUAUCAGACCAAAAACUGUUGAUGGAAUGUGAACUUUGCUGCAUCAUUAUAGUCGAUGAGCAGCAGAGAUGUCAGGGACCAUCGACAGCGACCAAACUCCAUCUGUGGACUGCAGGGGUCUUUGCAAGGACAGCAGACCUAAAUCUAUCGAAGGAACAUGUUUACAUAUCUUAGGGCCACAUCAGUUCGUAUGAAAUUCCACGUAUCUCCGACUUAAUCCCUGAAUUGUAUCUGCUGAAGGGCCAAUAGAAAAGGGCUUUGUUGAUUUUAUUGCAUUUAUUUGAGAUCUCUGCAUCCCACUCAUGGAGAUGAAUUCCAGAGAGAAAGAAAACAAAAAAACAAAUCUGUGGGUUUUAUUGUAUCUGAAACUCUAAUGUACACCACAUCUGUACUGCAGAGAUAGAGUUCAUUCAAACAUUCCUCCUAACCCCCUCCCUCCCCCGCUGUCUCCCUCUCUCCUCUCUGUCCUUCUUUCUCAUUGAUGUUUCGGACGGUGAGACGAGGAUUCCUUGGCCUUUUGUAGUUUUUAGAGAGGAGCUCGGAGAAGGUCAGGAGGUGACUUUAGGGAAAGUGACA
Platichthys flesus (European flounder) is the source of this 2553-nucleotide messenger RNA. RefSeq names its product paired box 3b (gene pax3b). The record is from RefSeq and is a predicted model, not a curated record. Lineage: Eukaryota; Metazoa; Chordata; Actinopteri; Pleuronectiformes; Pleuronectidae. The transcript has 9 exons. Gene Ontology annotation, biological process: anatomical structure development; regulation of transcription by RNA polymerase II. Gene Ontology annotation, molecular function: RNA polymerase II cis-regulatory region sequence-specific DNA binding; DNA-binding transcription factor activity, RNA polymerase II-specific. Bases 315 to 1787 code for a protein of 490 amino acids.